GCGCCGCUCGGGCCGGCCGCCGCACGUGUGUCAGCAGGCCGCAUGAGCGCGCCGGCGUGCUAGCGCAGCGUGCGCGGGUGUGGUAUGCCCGCGCGUCGCCGCCAUGGCCCUUAUGUUGGCCUUGGCGCUGAUGGCUUUGCUGCCCGUGUCGGAGCAAGGUCCGCAUGAGAAGCGACUGCUGAAUUCGCUGCUCGCGUCCUACAACACGCUGGAGCGGCCGGUCGCGAACGAGAGCGAGCCUCUCGAGGUCAAGUUUGGACUCACGUUACAGCAGAUCAUUGACGUGGAUGAGAAAAAUCAAAUCCUGACCACGAACGUCUGGCUCAAUUUGGACGAGAAGAAUCAACUACUUAUAACCAAUAUAUGGCUGUCAUUGGAAUGGAAUGACUACAACCUCAGAUGGAAUGACAGCGAGUAUGGAGGUGUUAAGGACCUCCGGAUCACGCCAAACAAACUAUGGAAACCGGACGUGCUCAUGUAUAAUAGUGCUGACGAGGGUUUUGACGGGACCUACCAGACCAACGUGGUGGUCAGAAACAACGGCAGUUGCCUGUACGUGCCUCCUGGCAUUUUCAAGAGCACAUGCAAGAUAGACAUCACUUGGUUCCCCUUCGACGACCAACACUGUGACAUGAAGUUCGGUAGCUGGACUUACGAUGGCAACCAGCUGGAUCUCGUGCUAAAAGACGAGGCCGGAGGUGAUUUGUCAGACUUCAUCACGAAUGGGGAAUGGUAUUUAAUUGGAAUGCCUGGAAAAAAGAAUACCAUAACGUACGCAUGUUGCCCGGAGCCGUACGUCGACGUCACAUUUACCAUCAUGAUUAGGAGACGAACUCUUUACUACUUCUUCAACUUGAUAGUGCCAUGUGUUCUCAUCUCUUCUAUGGCGUUAUUGGGUUUCACACUACCUCCCGACUCGGGGGAGAAACUUACACUCGGAGUCACUAUUCUUCUCUCGCUGACGGUGUUCCUCAACCUGGUAGCCGAGACCCUGCCGCAGGUCUCCGACGCAAUCCCCUUGUUAGGAACAUAUUUCAACUGCAUCAUGUUCAUGGUGGCAUCGUCUGUGGUACUGACAGUGGUGGUAUUAAAUUACCACCAUCGAACAGCUGAUAUACAUGAGAUGCCACAAUGGAUAAAAACAGUGUUCCUCCAAUGGUUGCCGUGGAUACUGCGCAUGUCGAGGCCGGGGAAAAAGAUAACGCGUAAGACGAUCAUGAUGUCCAAUAGAAUGCGUGAAUUGGAGCUCAAGGAACGUUCAUCUAAGUCUCUGCUAGCCAAUGUGUUGGACAUUGAUGACGACUUUAGACAUGCCCCGCCACCGCCGAACAGCACGGCAUCUACAGGGAAUUUGGGGCCAGGGUGUUCAAUAUUUCGCACGGAUUUCCGUCGGUCAUUCGUGCGGCCGUCGACUAUGGAGGAUGUGGGAGGUGGGCUCGGGAGCCACCAUCGAGAGCUCCACCUGAUCCUCAGGGAGCUGCAGUUCAUCACAGCGCGGAUGAAGAAGGCCGACGAGGAGGCCGAGCUGAUCAGCGAUUGGAAAUUCGCUGCGAUGGUUGUUGACAGGUUUUGCCUGUUCGUGUUCACUCUAUUCACAAUUAUCGCAACGGUGGCCGUGCUGCUCUCGGCGCCGCAUAUCAUCGUGCAGUAAUCACCGGUACCGCCGGUGAGCCCGCCAGCGACCACUGGCCCCCAACUACGAGAGAACUAAUCUUAGACUUCGCCGAACGAUGUAAUUAUAAUUAUGUAUAAUACUAUAACUUAAUACGCGGUUGAAACGCACACGUCUCCAUUAACUAAGUCGAAAGACGGUAAAUAUAAAUACCAUAAUACGUUAAAUAGCGUAGUUAAGUCCAACAUAUUAUUAAACGAUUGUGAUGUUGACUAGAAUGUUAUACAGAUAAAUGUUGACGAGUAUAAUUUGUUAAAGAAUAUAAUUAUAUUUCUAAUUAAUACGGAUAAAGAGGUUAUUAAUAAAGUUUUCGUUAAAGGGACCGAUGAUAAGUGUUGCCCGGGUGUCGACAUUGACGCCCUACGGUUUACAUGAUGCGCUUCAAGCUUCAAAGAUCGCAAUGAAUUUCAAAUGGAAUAAAAUUUAUGGAAGCUUUUGGAAAGAUAUUUGAAAUAUAUUUUGUAUCAGUACGAAAUGGAAGGAUUCAUAGGAUAAAUGAAGAAGUCUUUUCCAUAAGGUAGAUUAUAUACAGAUUGGUAACUGUAUCCUUUAUAUUAACAAAUGAGGGAUCAUAGACGAUGACAUUACACUAGGGCAUUAAGUAACGUGUACAUAACAUAAAGGAUCAAAUAAUGGUAGAAUUGAAUCAAAGUAGCCUACUUUAGAUUAUGUUGUAAGAGAAUUGCGUCUAGAAACAGUGAGAAGUGUAAUAGGCAAACUUCAAAUUGAUUUCUUAAAGGUGUCCAUCAACAUCAGGAAUUUUCAGCAAUGGAAUUGAUAAAGGCAGUUAUUAAAAGAACCAAAGUAUUGGUAGAUUAGUGAGUAAACACGGAUAAAGAUGAAUUUAAAACAAUAAAGCAGUCUGAAAAAUAAAUAGUAAAUUAACAGUUCAAUAAUUGCAUGAUUUAAUAUUAAUGAGAAGCUAUGAUUUAAUAGAUAAUGUAGUUACAUAUAUUCGUUUUAGGAAUUACAUAGAAUCUAAUAACUACUUUGUUCAGUUCAUGUUUUUGCAAUGUUAAAUAGUAUUACUAUUAUUAUACACGCAAAUAAUAGAAAAAUAUAUUGGCUAUACGAUUAUGUUACACAUAGUAAAUAUACGAUGUCGCUACAAUAUCACUAAUCACCACUUAUCCAGUUAUUGUGUAAAUAUAUCGCGAUGUGUAUUUUGUACAUAAAACAUAGAAAAUGCGGAAAAAGACUAUAGUAAAAUAUCUCCACCGAUUAGGACGUCUGUUUGCAUGUCUUUUUGGGUGAUAUGAUCUCUCCAUAUACUGUACGCGAACGCGAAAUCUCCAAUAAAAGCUCAAAGAGACAUCAGGCGGCGCGGUGGACGAAUUUUUGCGAUGUUUCCCGUGGAAUCUUUAUUGAGUUACCCAGUCAAGUAUAAAAUGUCUUGUUUCGCCAUUCAAUCACUUGCGUUAUCUAUUAAAUAUUUAUGUAUUUUCUUUUCUUUAAGCGAUUUAUAUAAUGAUUCGGAAACAUUUAUGUUUCGAUAAGCAUUCGGUUGAGUGUUGUCUAUUUGUUAAGAACAAUGACUGUUCAUUUAUUGAUUGGCCGUUAUAAAAAGUCGUGCCACCGCGCCAUUUAGUUCCCUUAGUGAAUACCGUAGACGCUAUAUCGUAACAUAGGCAUAUUUUUUAAUGAGAAGUAACAAUUAAUUCACAUCUUUAUCUAUGUCCGUUCCUCAAUUUCGCUCUUAUAGAUGUCGUGAUAGACUAGUAUUUGUCGUGUCCCUUUAGGCUAUAAUUAACUUAACGUGUGUACAUUACGAACGCUCACUUUCUAGUGGUGUAACUAGUUAAUUACGCGUCUUUGUGUGUUAUUUCUAAUCAAUUCUCGAAUAUAGGCAUUUUGUUAAUUAUCAUCGAAGUGUUUGUGUGCGGUUGUAUGUGUGAAGUAAUUUUGUGUGCCGUUUUCUAAGAGAUCAAUUUAAUUACGUUAUAAUACACGAACGUUAUGUAUUUGAUUUGUUUCAAUGUAUGAAAUUGAUUUGUUUUAGAAAUUGGUGCACGCUACUGAUAAGAUUUCUCUUAGAUUUUACUAAUGGAGGUAGGGUGACAGAAUAAUAAUUGUAUAUGUAUGUUAUGGUCGUUUCAAAAAGAAUUUAUUAUGGUCCUGUUUUAUGCUGUGUGGUGCUCAAAUGAUAUCAAGAAGUAUAUAUAUAUAUUUUGGUCCUAUGUUUAAUUUUACUAUUAAAUCCUAUUGCAUGUAUUGUUACUUUAUAUUAUUAAAUAUUUUAAAAGAAACUUAUUAUAUUAUCAUUAUAUAUAAAAUAUACGUUUUCAUAUAUUACUGUAUGUAUAAUAACAUUGUGAAGGGAAAAUGUUGAUGGAGAGUAAUGAAAUUGUAAAAUUAAUUGAUAUAAUUAGAUUUGUUAGUGCCAAAGUAUAGGUUUAUAAAUAUCGACUUUAAGUUGGGUUAUAGGGUUAUAAAUAAAUGAUAAAGUUGAGAAUUUUAUUGUAAAAAUAAAACGAACUAGGGUGUUUCUUAACAUAUAACUUAACGUAAAUGUUGGCGCUACUGGACUGCAGAUGGACGCCAAUCAGCCAAUUUAAAGCUUAUUUUGUUAAAAAAAAAAUGAGAGGUUGUGACACGUUUGUAAGGCAUUCGUCUGUGGUCCGGUAGUAUAUAAAAUUAAA
Messenger RNA from Galleria mellonella (greater wax moth), 4311 nucleotides. It is a transcript of the gene nAChRalpha6, whose product is annotated as neuronal acetylcholine receptor subunit alpha-7. The record is from RefSeq and is a predicted model, not a curated record. Gene Ontology annotation, biological process: monoatomic ion transmembrane transport; chemical synaptic transmission; signal transduction. Gene Ontology annotation, cellular component: synapse; postsynaptic membrane; neuron projection. Gene Ontology annotation, molecular function: acetylcholine-gated monoatomic cation-selective channel activity; transmembrane signaling receptor activity. The transcript has 13 exons. Lineage: Eukaryota; Metazoa; Arthropoda; Insecta; Lepidoptera; Pyralidae. Bases 104 to 1651 code for a protein of 515 amino acids.